This is a messenger RNA of Aspergillus campestris IBT 28561, 396 nucleotides long. Its product is annotated as VOC family protein. The transcript is spliced from 3 exons. The coding region runs from base 1 to 396 and encodes 131 amino acids. The record is from RefSeq and is a predicted model, not a curated record. NCBI's taxonomy places the organism in Eukaryota, Fungi, Ascomycota, Eurotiomycetes, Eurotiales, Aspergillaceae.
AUGCCGUGCUCCAACAUCGACCACGUGGAGAUCUACGUCCCCGAGGACAAAUUCGAGCACGUCAUAAAUUGGUACAAGGCCGCCCUGAUGCCUUUACAAUAUCGGGAAGUGAAGCGAUUGGAAAAUGCCGUUGGGCUCGGCAUCGCGGAGCCGAACUUCUGGAUUAGGAAACGGGAUGUGAAGAGCCCUGGGAUGCAUGUCGCGUUCAUGGCACCAGAUCAUGAGACAGUAUGGGCUUUCUACGACGCUGCGUUGGCGGUGGGCGGCGUGAGCAACGGCGCGCCUGGUUUGCGGCCGGAGAAUAAUGAGACGUAUUUUGCUGCGUAUGUGUUAGAUCCUAUAGGGAAUAAUAUUGAGGUGGUUGAUCAAAGUUCGCAUGAGGAGGAGUAUCGCUAG